This is a messenger RNA of Leptopilina heterotoma, 3567 nucleotides long. Its product is annotated as ankyrin repeat domain-containing protein 17-like. Bases 322 to 2463 code for a protein of 713 amino acids. The record is from RefSeq and is a predicted model, not a curated record. The transcript has 2 exons. Gene Ontology annotation, molecular function: protein binding. Lineage: Eukaryota; Metazoa; Arthropoda; Insecta; Hymenoptera; Figitidae.
AUAAACGUUAAAAUGUUUUCGACUGACAGUGACAGCUCUGUAUUCACAAAUCAAAUUCUAUAAAUUAUUAAUAAAUACUUAUAUAAAAUAAGUAAAAGUUAAAAAGUCUUGGUUUCUGUAAUUGAAACAUUGUAAAAUGCCAUCAUUAGUUUAACGUGUUUAACUUUUAGUCACGGAAAAUCUUCGAGUUCACAAAAGCGAUAUGUUGAUAUUGCAUUCAUCAUGAAUAUUUAAUUGGAGCUGUUUCACCUAUUCGGGAUUGUAGAUCACUAUCAAAGCUUCAGUAAAGUGUAUUCGGACCAAAUUCUUCAAUACGUUGCCAUGGAUAGAUCUAAAGAUUACGACGAUACUUCUGACUACAAUGAGUUGUUUCUUGCAGUACACAAUGGAGAAUUGAGUCGAGUUCAUUCUCUGCUCGAGAAAUAUUCGGCGACAGAAACGAUACGCGGCAGGACAUUGUUGCAUGUGGCGACUGCAAGAGGACAUGCAGAAAUAGCAAAGACACUUUUGGGUAAUGGUGCCACUAUUGCGGUAGAAGAUAUAAAGGGCAAUACACCGCUUGAUGUUUCAUUGGCGAAAGGAAACGUUCAAAUGGCUGAAAUUCUUUUUCAACAUGGUGCUGUUUUAAGUGACAACGAUUUAACUAAUAUGAAACCUCUUCGUAACGCAGUUGGAAGAGGAAAUUUUGAAAUGGUAAAGCUGCUCAUGGCGAACGGAUGUAACAUAGUCGAUAUUCCAAAUAAUGGUGACUUUUUUCCCAAAUCUUCUCUUAGACUUGCAGUAACAUUUGGUCGUUUGGACAUUCUAGAAUAUCUCAUGAAGAAUGGAGUAAAAAACAGCAAAACAGUUGAGAAAGAUAAAGUAGACUUAUUUAUAACAGUUAUUUUGGAAGGCAGUUUGGAUACUUUAAACUUUUUAGUCGAUAUUGGUAUUAAAGUACAGGAUUUAGAUGAUGUAUUUAAUAGUACAUUUUAUUUGAGUCGUUAUGACAUGUGGAAAUAUUUAGUAACAAGGUUGUCGAAAAUUAAUGCAAAUACGUAUUUUAAAGAAAAGCAGCUUCAUUUGGCUAUUCGAAUGGGCCAAUUAGAAACUGUCAAGGCAAUUGUAAAUGAACCAUCAAACGAAUAUGAAUCGAACACUUUCGCCAGAAAAUUAGCCGUUUACAUUGCCGUUGAAAGUGGCAGUGAAGAAAUAUUAGAGAUUCUUCUAAACGCUGGUUAUCCUGCUGACAGUUUAUUUAAAUGUAUAAGUCCUCUUCACGUUGCAGCAACAUUCGAGCACCCGAGACUAGUGAAACUGCUAUUGGAAGCUGGAGCUGAUGUUAAUUUACAAACUGAAGAUUGGGACCGAACACCAUUACAUUUUGCAGCAACUGCAGCGCAGCCAGCUGUAGUUAGAUUUCUUCUAAAUCAUGGUGCUGAUCCCUCUAUAACCUCUAAACGCUGUGAUUCACCGUUAAAAACGGCUUUGAAGAUUCAUUCAGGUAUAAUUCAUAUAUUAAUACCUGUUACUCCUUCAGUGUUUGAUGGAUUGGUAAAAGUGACGGAUAUGUUAAUUCAGUAUUUGAAUAGUAAAGCCACUGAGGAUUUAUUUCACUAUGCAGUUAAAAUGAGAGUUUUAUCAAGUAUCAGUAAUUCAAAACCAAAGUCAGAAAGACUAACAUCUGCUGUAAGUAAUUCUGUAUUUCGUCCUGAAAUUGUUAGAUGCAUAUUUAAUUAUCUAAGUGAAGAGGAAGUUAAAGAUUUUUCUGAGUCAUUUUUAUUUGAAAAAAGUGAUUUAUCUGAUUACCCACCAGAGUUGUUUAAACUUUUUGUGGAAUAUAAUAUUGAUUUGAAAUCGUGUUUUGAUAUAGAAUUAUACACUAGCAUUAAAAAUAUCAAGCACCAAUUGCUCUUAAUUGGUUACUCAAAAAACGUUCCUAAUCUUUUAGGCACAAUUUCAGAAAUUAUUAAUGAUUACGAUGAAGAUUACUACAAUGACUUAGAGAAAAAGAAUAUAAUAGAAAUAUUAAAAUUAUUAUUUUGUCGUUUAGUAUUGUUAAUUACAAAGUAUGAUCGAAUUGAGCUUGAGGAAUGUGAUUUAAUUGAUGUUAUUGAUUGGGUAGAGAAGUGUUUAAAGGAGAAAAGGGUCAUGCAGAGGACGAAAGUAAAUAAAAAUUUAAAUUUCACUUUCUUAGAUGUUUUAACGAAAUCAAUGGAUAAAGUUGUAGGGUACUCAAACAACGAAGAUUUUCUCACUGCAAUAAAAUCUUCACAAAUGAAAUUUCCGAUAUAUGCUGAUUUUUUGAAGGCAAAUGUCGAAAUAGCAGAAAGAAGAAGAAAUUGCAUCGAUGAGAGCACGACGUUAAUGUAUUGUAUGGUUAAGAAAUGUUACAAAAUUCAAAUUUCUACUUCUGAUAUUCGUCACAUGUUCAAGUAUCUCUCUAUUGUAGAUUUGCAAAGAUUUUCAGCCGCUUGUUCCUAAAAUGUAAUUUCAUGCCAAAUAACGCGAAAAUCAGUUUUGUUGAAUAAUAAUUUAGGAUGUAUUUUCGGUCUAUGUACGAUGAAGAAAUUUUCAUUUAAGGAUUCCUUCUCAUCAAUGUUAUAGAAUAUGGUUUAAAUUUUAUAAAUAAUUAUUAAUAUAACAUUAAUUUUAGAGUUUAAAUUUAUAGACGUAUAUUGAGAUUACACGGUAAACUAAGCUUUACGCUUUAAAUCAUUGUUUUGUACGUCGACACAUAUAAACAUUAACAAAUUAUACGCUUAUUAAAAGUUUGUUUAAAAUAUUUUAAGUGAUGUGACAUUAAAUAAAAUAUAAGCUUUUAUUAUUUUUAACCGCCUCAGUGAGGCUUUUAUUCUCACAGAGAAUACAUGAGUUUAUAAUAUACAUUUCAUAAAAAAAUCUGAAUAACCUUAAAAUUGUUUUUAGAUUUGAAUUAUUUAAUCUAUUUGUCAGUAAUUCCUCUUUUCCCGUAAUUUCAAAUAGCUUUUAAUUUUUAAUAUUAUGUUUUAAUUAAUUUGUAUGUUUAUAAUCUCUAUAUGCGAUAAAGGUGCUUUUUAUACAUACCAGAAAAUCAAAUCAAAUUGAUGAGAGUGAAAAGAACAACAAUAUCUACCUAUCUCUUUUCCACUCAUGAUUUUCUGCUUUCGGUGGACUUAUUCUGCUUACAUGGAAUCGCACCCUAAGGGGGUCCAAGGACCCUAUUAUUCUUUAUAAAUUUAAGUGUACAACAAUUAAAUUUAUUUGUGGUUCAACAUAGAAUGUUUUUGUAAAACACAACAUUUUCUCUUGUGUAAAACAGCAAAGUUUGGAUUUAUUUACGAGGGACAAAUUAAAGCACCAUUCAGUACAUUAUCCUCUAUUGAAAACAAAGACUAUUUUAUAAUUUUUCAAUCGAAGGGAAACGAAGUACUUGAAAAAUCUUGUGAUACAGCUACUGGCGAAAUCACCGAGGAAAAUAUUGGUACAACUACAACUGAAAUUCUUGUUGAAAGAAACAGAAACAAAGAACAAAAAGCCGUAGAUCGUGUGACAAUUUCUCCAUCGUCAUCAUCGAAACGUUCGUUUGCAACUAUUUCCGAACCUGAA